Messenger RNA from Glycine soja, 756 nucleotides. RefSeq lists its product as uncharacterized. The record is from RefSeq and is a predicted model, not a curated record. The transcript is spliced from 3 exons. Bases 79 to 453 code for a protein of 124 amino acids. NCBI's taxonomy places the organism in Eukaryota, Viridiplantae, Streptophyta, Magnoliopsida, Fabales, Fabaceae. Gene Ontology annotation, cellular component: chloroplast envelope.
GAGAUGAGAAGAAAAUCCAAUAUUUGUGUCUAUAAAUGACAUGAGUGUGUGAAGAGUGCAGAAGAGAGUAGAGUGGAAAUGUCGAAAGGGGGUUCGCUUCAAAAGGACGUGCCAUGGAGAGCAUCGUCUUCUUCUGCGAAGCCCAUCCCCAGAAUUCAUCACAGUCCGCUUCUUCGCGUUUCUCGAACACCUGUUUCCGAUUACGGUAUCUCCGUCAUGAGGCAUCCGGACCCUAUAGGGGGUGGAUUGGGUGACGAGGCCAUAGUGGAACCAGCUGGCCCUGAUUGCCUCGUCCCUGGCCAGAAAAUGCCCAUCCAAUUACUUGGCCUUCAGGUCUGGCCAAUCCAUGUUGACCUGAAGUUUUUGGAACCGGUUGGGCGAGAACUUAAGAUGCUUGGAAAGUUCAUGGAUGACGCUGUUGAACUAAUGAACAAAUCAUUCAUAGAGCGCUGAUAAUAUGGGCUUUUAUGAAGAGAUGAAGUAGCCGCAAUUUGAUUUUUUUUUUUUUUUUUAAGUAAUGAGAAGUAUAGACAAACAUAUAGCGACUGUAACAUUUGUGGCGUAUUUUGUAAUGUGAAAGAUAAAUGCAACGCGCGAUAGUUUUGUUCGGCACUCAUAAUUAGUUCCCUUCCUUCCCCUGUAAUGCCAAUUAAAAACUAUUUCUGAGAAUCCAAUGUUUCUUCUUUUUUGCCCUAUGCAAUGCGGUAGAUUGCAUUACGUAGGAAGGCAUAACAUAGUUUGAACCGUAAAGUGGAA